This is a messenger RNA of Paramecium sonneborni, 433 nucleotides long. Lineage: Eukaryota; Ciliophora; Oligohymenophorea; Peniculida; Parameciidae. The record is from the annotation of a GenBank genome assembly.
AUAAAAUAUGAGCUUUAGAGUAGAAGAGUCUCCUCAAUUCAAGGAAGAAGAGUUAAAUUUAUCAAAAAUAUAUUAAUACAGAGAAUCUCAUUUCUCUGGGUUCUCUUUCCCUAGCAGUGUCAGACAUUAAAAAAGAAUGAAUUUUUAAGCCUCUGUAGAAACUAAGACUCCAACUCCAAAUUAAACCAAUAUUGAAAAUGCCCCUUGUGAACUUAGCUAUGAGAUAGAAAGAAUGAUAAAAGAAAGAGAACAAUUAUUUACAGAUGUACAAUAUUAUGAGCCUAAGAUUACUUUUAAUGUGGAUGAAUCACCACAAAGAAUUAGAAUUCAAAGAAAUAGUGCUCCUAUGCCAAAUACAUAAUUAUAUCACUUGAAUUAAUAAAUUAUAGAUGCAGAACAUACCUAUAAUUAGUACUGCUAUUAAUUAAUCUGA